Metarhizium album ARSEF 1941 is the source of this 2106-nucleotide messenger RNA. Its product is annotated as Ankyrin repeat-containing domain protein. Gene Ontology annotation, cellular component: ciliary inversin compartment. The transcript has a single exon. Lineage: Eukaryota; Fungi; Ascomycota; Sordariomycetes; Hypocreales; Clavicipitaceae. Gene Ontology annotation, biological process: protein localization to ciliary inversin compartment. The record is from RefSeq and is a predicted model, not a curated record. Bases 1 to 2106 code for a protein of 701 amino acids. Gene Ontology annotation, molecular function: protein binding.
AUGGACUGUGAAACUCUCCGCCCUACAAAUACAUGGCGAUGCCGGCAGCGAAGCGUCGUUUUGAUUCUCGCCAAAGUCUUCCAGAACACCGCCGGCAAGGUUCCCUCCCUCCCUUUUUUCGAUCCGGCCGUCACGACCAUGUCCAUCACUAGGCUUCCAACCGAAAUCUGCUGCCUGAUCCUCGAUUAUGUCCAGUCCGAGAACGAUAUAAUUCGCCUUGCCCUGACAAAUCGCUUGUUCAGUCAAAUUGCCACUCCCUGUUACUACCGACGAAACGCACGACAACACCCAAAAAGCGGCGGCAUCAUACACAAGGCAGCAGCGCGAGGACGAGUUGACAUUCUCAAAAGAGCAGCCGAUAGUGGCGUUGAUGUGAAAAAUUUUGAGGUAGCUCUGGAGGCUGCUAGGUCUGGCAAGACCAACGUCUUGGACUUUGUCGCUGAAAGUCGCGAGACGCCCCCAUUCACCACUACCGAGUUGAAUGCACUAGUCGUCGCAGCUUCCGGGAGACCCCAAACUGAUUUUUUGCGCCACUUGCUGAAUAAGUUCCGCUCCUCGAUAGGCAUCAGAAGUCUCCGCCUGUGCCUCUUCAGGGCCAUCGCCCACGCUGACAAGCCAUGUGCAGAACUAAUGCUGGACAAUGGCGUGGAAAGCGCCAGCCCUCCCGCGCCCAGGCCAGUGCUGGACGGUGCUUUGGGAAUCGCAGUGUCUUAUCCCUCUCUGGAAAUAUUUGAGAUGCUGCUGGAGCGUGGCGCCAAUCCUGACAGGCCUAUUAUUGUCGAUGCUCCGGGUCGUUUGACAAUACACUAUGCAGCCGAGAGACCCUGCAGCGGGUUUAUGAAAGCGUUGCUGAAGUAUGGCGCAGAUGCUUCUAUCCCAACACUCGAUGGUUCGACUCCCCUCCUACUUGCGAUCCGGGCGUCCUGUCAAGAUACUGCCUGCUUGCUCAUGCGAGAAACAACGAAUCAUGGUGCCAACAUGGAGACCCUGCUUGAAGCGAUAGGUGCUGGGACCGAAGAAAUCGUCAAAUUGCACCUCGAGGCAGGUAUAGGCGUCAUAGCCUCUGGUUCAGAUCCCACCGGAUAUCCUUUGCACGCGGCCGCACAAAUAGAGCGCCUGUGCGCUCCCCUUCUUCUCGAAAGUAGGGUGGCUAUCCUCGAAGCCCUCAUCGUUAGCAGCGGGGAUGUCAACCAGCGCAAUCAUGUCGGCGAUUCGCCGUUACAUGCUGCUGUCCAGGCGGAAAGUAGAAAAGGGGCGGAUGUGCUUCUGCGACAUGGAGCAGACGUCAAUAGGUUGGGAAGCAAAGGAAUGUCACCACUGCAUAUUGCGGCUCUACGCGGCCUUGGAGAGAUAGCCGUGGCGCUCAUCAAGUACGGCGCCAACAUCACGCUGGAGAGCCAGCACGUCAAAGUCACUGCUCUGCACCUAGCCUGCGCGACUGGAGGUACAAUCAUCGCAGAGGAGCUUCUGCGGUUCCCGGAGAACAAGGUCGAUGCUCAAGACCUGACUGGCAGGACGGCGCUGUUCGUCGCUGCCAGAGAGGGGGAUGACGAGCUUGUCCAGAGGUUGCUGUCUCGCGGCGCAAACCCUCGCAUCGGCAGCUACUCGGGCGCAACGCCCAUUUCUGCUGCGGUUAGACUUGGACAUGUCAAGGUAGUCGAAGCCCUCCUCCGUGCUGACCCGGGAUUGAUUGAUACUACGGACGAGGUCUACGCAAGCCGCACCCUCUUUGAAUGCGCUCAACUAUCGGACCAGCCAUACGUCUCCCGUUUGCUGGAGCGAUUUGCUACCAACCGAGACCCCUCGGAACCCCCCGUGGGUGCCCUGGAAUUCGUCCCUGCCGAUCACGAAUACGUGUUGGCCGGGAAGAGGGUGUCUGGCGCGCCAAUUUUGCGCCACUGUGACGUCUGCGCCAGUCGAGUGCGCAUAAGUGCUGUAACGAGAUGCAGCUCGUGCUGCGGAGGCAACUUUCUCAUGUGCGGCGAGUGCUCCUCACGUGCAGGCUGCCUCGACGCGUCGCAUCGGUCCGUACCCGACAUUAGGGAGCGGCAGCCUCCUUUACUGCCAAUCACCCCAGAAGAGAUGGGCUAUCCUCUGCCCAUCUAG